Messenger RNA from Saprolegnia parasitica CBS 223.65, 1803 nucleotides. RefSeq lists its product as hypothetical. Gene Ontology annotation, molecular function: alpha-1,2-mannosyltransferase activity. Bases 1 to 1803 code for a protein of 600 amino acids. Gene Ontology annotation, biological process: mannan biosynthetic process. NCBI's taxonomy places the organism in Eukaryota, Oomycota, Saprolegniomycetes, Saprolegniales, Saprolegniaceae. Gene Ontology annotation, cellular component: Golgi apparatus. The transcript has a single exon. The record is from RefSeq and is a predicted model, not a curated record.
AUGCCGAAUCAUGUCCACUUCUCCUUGCCUACGUGGCAGCGCGACGACGACGAGGGCACCGAGAGCCUGAUCCACAUCCCGCUCGCGGCCGACCGGCCGACACCCGUCUCGUCGUCCUUCAAGUCGUCGCCGCCCAUCGAGCCACACCCGAUGGUCGCGCACCGCUGGCGCAAGAUCCAGCGCAUCGUCAAGACGGUGCUGCUUGUUGUGGUCUUGGUCUGCGCCAGCGUCGGCCUCUACAUGCGCUUCGCCGGGCACCCGACUGCGGUCGUGAUGGACCCGGCACUCGACGAGGUGAAUCUGCCCAUCGACCGCGUCGGCGCCUUGUGGAAAGACGACUUUCAAUGCCUUGGCUGGCGCGCGGUCGCCGGGUGCGACCCAACCGGCAAGCGCCACCCGACCGCCGACCGUGGUUGUGACGAUGCAAUCACGCGCGACAUGGCCGGCUACUGCGAGGUGCGCAACCGCACGAGUGGCGAGAUCUACCGCGUCAUGGCCACGACGUGCCGGGGAAUCCACGAGCACGGCUCGUUUACGUGCAACAUGGCCAAGAACUUUACAGACUUUUCGAUUUUGGCGGCCACGUACAAGCACGUGCCGGCGCUGCAGGUGGCGGCGACGCCCAAGCCGUCGCGAGGCAUCGUCAUGUCCAUCUACCAAGAAGCGCUACCGAGCGUCUUUGCGAUCGUGCGCACGCUGCGACUGCUCAAGUGCAAGCUGCCGGUGGAGCUCUUUUACCGUCCGUCCGAAGUGAGCCUCUCCAACCCAAUCGUGACGGAGCUCAUCUCGCACUACAACUGCCGGCUCCGCGAGAUCCGCGACCCGCAAGCCGUGCGCUUCAAGACCAAGCCGUACGCGAUCUACCACAGCCAGUUUGACCACGUCCUCUUCCUCGACUCGGACAACAUUCCGGCGAAAGACCCGACGUACCUCUUCGAGUCGCGCGAGUUUGUAGAGCACGGUGCGGUCUUUUGGCCCGACUUUUGGCAGGCGCCGUACUCGCUCUUCAACGUCAACAAGCAGAGUCUCUUGUGGCAGCUGGUCGACAUGCCGUUCUGGGACACGUUUGAGCAAGAGAGCGGCCAGCUCCUCAUUGACCGCCGCCGGUCCGAAGACGCUCUGCACAAGCUCAUGUUUUACUCGGUCGGCGACAUUGCCGUAGGCGACAUGCUCGAGCAGCUCCAGCUCGUGUGGGGCGACAAGGACCUCUUCCGCCUCGCGUGGCGCAACACGUCGACGCCGUACUACUUUGUAAAGCAACCGCCGGGCCUCGGCGGCAUCUACGACGACAACUCGCGUUUCUUUUGCGGCGUCGCGAUGAUCCAGUACGACAUGCAGGGCGAGAUCCUCUUUGUGCACCGCAACACGGUGAAAAUGACGGGCAGUCCGAGCCAGAGCCAGCUGAUCACGCACCUCCAGCAGUUUACGUACCGCGACGGCAACACGCACAUGUACCAAGUCGCGCUCCGUGGCAACCGGCUCGGCAUGAAGAGCUGCUACUUUCUACCGGACGGUGUGCCCAGUGUCGUCGAAGGCCUCGAGAAGACGAGCAUUAGCAAGGUCGAAGAGACGGCGCUGCAGUAUGCGAUCGAGGCCGGCAAGCUCAUCGACUACGAAGACACCAAGUAUUGGGGCUCGACCAUGGAGUUCCUCGAGGUCCUCGCGCUCUACACGUUUUGCGCGUUCGCGCUCUGCUUCAUUCUCAACUUUGCCUUCUUCCGCUUCUACUACGUCGAGAAGAAGCUCUACUGGUUCGAUCGGUACUCGGGCAAGAAGCGCAAGUACUCGACGCCGAUCGUCUAG